AUGGAGUCAUUAACAAAGGCUCAGGGUGUUCCUGUUUCUGCAGCACAGGCGUCUCCAAGGCCUUCUUUGCUUUCAAGCUCAUCAGGUUCUUCUUCUUUUCCUAUAAGGGCUCCUCUUACUGUUGAUUCUGAUAGUGAUGUUGGUAGUUAUGGUAGUGAUAAUGGGUUUGAGUCUGAUGGGGUUUUAGGUGAUGAGGUUAGGUUUGAUAGUGUUGUUGAAAAGACUGUUGUUGAAAAGACUGUUGUUGUGGCAAGUUUAGAUGAUGGGAAUGGUGGAGAUGAGGAGGCUGAUGUUUCGAGGCCUUUUGGGGCAAACCCGAAUGAAGAAAUUAGUGAAGAGGGUGUUGGUAAUGGUGAUGUGGAGAAAUUGGUUGUUUUGGAACCUUUUGGGGCAAACCCUGAUGGAAAAUUUAGUGAAGAGAGUGUUGGUGAUAGAAAUGCGGAGAAAAUUGUUGUUUCGGAACCUUUUGAGACACGCCCAGAUGGAGAAUUUAGUGAAGAGAGUGUUGGUAGUAGUAAUGUGGAGAAAAAAACUGUUGUUCAGUCUUUUGUGGUAUCCCCAAUUGAAAAAGGUACUGAAGAGAAAGAGAGUAGUAGUGGGAGCACUAGCAGUGGGGGGAAUAAAGGUAUUUUUGGCCUUUCUCUGUCGAUUCCAGAUAGAAUAAUUACUAUGAAGAGGGUUGUUUCUAGGCGCUUUUUAGGGGUGAAUGGUGAAAGUUUGGCGAGUCCACUAGUAGAAGAUGAGGGCGGUAAGAAUAUUGGUGGUGAAGUUAAAACUGUAGAUGAUAAGAUAUUGUCAGUGGCAAGCCCGAAUAUCCUGCCUAUUGCAACAACUCCGCUGGUAAAAGAAGAGGAUGGUAAGGUUGUUGGAGGAGACGAGGAGUCUGUUGUUUUUAGACCUUCUCCAACACAAUCAAAUGAAAAAUUAAGUGAAGAGAAAGAGAGUAGUAGUGGCAGUAGUAAUGUGGAGAAAAAAGUUGUUUCCGGGACUUAUUUGUCGAUUCCGGAUAAAAUUGUUGCACUGAACAGGGUUGUUUCUAGGCGUUCUUUAGCCGUAAGUAGUGAAAGUUUGGCUAGUCCACUUGUGGAAGAAGAGGAUGUAAAGGAUGACAGUGGUGAAAGUAAAUUUAGAGAUGAUGUAAUUUCAUCACUGCCAAGCCCUAUAACGCCCGUUGCUAAGUUAUCUGGAGACAGUGAUGAAGAUUCAGUUGGGAGUGUGUUUGAAGAAGAUGGGUUUUCUGGUGUGGCUAGGAUUUCAGUUCUUGAGACUUUAGAGAAGCUUAGCGUCGCAAAGGAUCAAGUCUUGGGAGUUGGAGAUGGAGAUGUCGAGGAAGACAAGUUACAGUUCAAGUCUGUUUCAGAAUCUGAGGUUUUGGAGGGCUUUGUAUUGUCUGAAGAUCUGAAUCGGGUAUUGGCUGGCAAUGAGGAUAUGAGUAUAGUUAAAAGUGACUCUCUUAAGAAUGACCACAUAGGUGAUUUGGUUAGUGAUGAGGGCCCUCAUACUGGAGGUGAUGCAAAAGCCACAUCAGUAGUGGAGAGUGAAGUAUCAUUAAUGUCAGGCAGUUCAGUAAUGGAUGGGAUUGCAAAGUAUUCAGUUGAAGAAAUUCAAGCACUUGAGAAUAUGGAACAUGUGGCUGAAUUAUAUGACACAGAUAGUAUGGAUACGAGUCAUAAUGCUUCUGUACUGUUCACUUCUACAACUGAGGGAGGAACUGCAGUUGAUAGUUUCAAGAGCAAGGGAGGUGGUCAAACUGAAGAUACUGGAAUUGAUGAGUCGAGUUCUUCAAUAUAUUUCCCUAGAGAUACCUCUUUUCUAGAAACAGACGAAGUUGCUGACUCCUUGGUUGAAUUUGAAUUUGUUGAUAUUACAGAACUGGGGCCAGAGGUUGUAAAAACUGUAGAGGAUAACAAUGUUUCUGAAACACAAGGGGAGGAAGUCCAUAAGCCAAGUGGACACUGUGAAAUAGAUGAUAGUGUUUAUAAAAAGAACGAGUACCUUAACUGUGAAAAGAAUGGUGGCCAUGUCAAUGAGAGCAAAAAUUUUAGCGUGGAAAGUAAGAGUGAUAAAGUGGAAAAUAUGAUGGAGCAAAGCACUAAUUUUUCAGAUGGUCAUCCAAAAAUGACUGAUGAACAUUUUGUUGGAUAUUCGGGCGAGGAUGCUGAUCUAGCUGAGGAAAGUGGAAGGAAAUUAGUUUUCGAUUCUGCAUCAUUUUCAGGUCUUCUGGAUGCUGCAAGAGAUUCUGAAACUGUUACCAGCACCACAAUCACAUUUCCUGAUGAUUCAGGACUUCCAUCUCUUGAGAACUCUGCUGAUCUGAACUCCAGCAUCAGGUCUACAAAAUUUACUUCUCAAACAGAAUUGGACCCUAAAAAAUUCUUGGCCGAAGAAGAAAUGAAUAAGCUUGAUGUGCAACAGAUAAAAGUGAAGUAUUUAAGACUUGUGCAGAGGCUAGGCUUGUCUGCUGAGAAUUCCGUAUCUGCUCAGGUUUUAUACUGGCUGGACCUUGCUAUAGGAAGUUCAUCCAGUCCACGAGCCGGUCAAGAAACUGCUAUGACGGAAGCCGUGGAGAUUGAAGCCAAUGAUAAAAAAGACAUCGAAUUCUCUUUGAACGUAUUGAUUAUAGGAAAAUCUGGAGUUGGGAAAAGUGCAACCAUCAACUCAAUAUUCGGCGAAGAAAAAACCGUAACUGGCCCGUUUGAAUCUGCUGCAACCGCUGUGAAAGUGAUAGUGGGGAAAGUUGAUGGGAUUAAAGUAAGGGUCUUAGACACACCUGGUCUUGGUACUUCUCUGAAAGAUCAAUCUCUAAACAAAAAAAUUUUGAAGUCCAUUGGGAGAUUCACGAAGAAAAUUCCUCCAGAUGUUGUCAUUUAUGUUGAUAGGUUGGACAUGCAAAGCCAAGACUUUAAUGAUUUGCUAUUGUUAAGGUCGAUUACCAGUUCUCUUGGUCCUUCAGUAUGGCACAAAACUAUUAUCACUCUCACCCAUGCGGCUUCUACUCCCCUAGAUGGGCCUUCCGGAGUGCCUUUAAGCUAUGAGAAGUUUGUUGCUCUACGGUCACAUGAUAUUCAGCAAUUGAUCAGUCAUGCCAUUGGUGAGCAGAAUAUGCUUAAUGCAGGUGCGGUGAAUCCAGUAUGUCUUGUUGAAAACCAGGGUUUCUGUAAAAUGAGUAGAGAUGGACAAGGUUUGCUCCCCAAUGGCGAAGCAUGGAAACCCCAAUUACUGCUUUUAUGCUACUCCGUGAAGAUUUUAUCUGAACUGACCACUUCUAGAGCUUACAAAGCAUUGGAUGGUAGCAAACUGUUUGGCUUCCUUGUUCCUUCACCACCUCUUCCCCGCAUCUUGUCUCAUGAAUAUAAAAAAUUCUCUGCCGACCCAUGUGAAGAAGCAGCUAUAUUUGAAAAAGAAUUAGUUUUGGUAGGACGGAGCACAAAAUUGGCAAUGUGUGCUGGAUUAGACAUGAAAAGCAAGGUCUCACUCAGCAUUUCCAGUUCAGAGCAGCUUCAUAUUCCUUUUGUGGUAAUACUUUCAAUUGUGAGCAAAAUCUUCAGCAAAUUGCUUUCUACUGUUGGUAAAGACUACUAA
Messenger RNA from Daucus carota subsp. sativus, 3582 nucleotides. RefSeq names its product translocase of chloroplast 159, chloroplastic. Gene Ontology annotation, molecular function: GTP binding. The coding region runs from base 1 to 3582 and encodes 1193 amino acids. NCBI's taxonomy places the organism in Eukaryota, Viridiplantae, Streptophyta, Magnoliopsida, Apiales, Apiaceae. The transcript has a single exon. Gene Ontology annotation, biological process: protein targeting to chloroplast. Gene Ontology annotation, cellular component: chloroplast outer membrane. The record is from RefSeq and is a predicted model, not a curated record.